UUGGCUGAGGUGCCCUGGGCGGUGGCGGCGGCCGCGCAUGCGCGGGGCGGCAGCGGGCGGGCGGCGGCGGGAGCCGCGCGCGCUCCUCCGUUCCCCCCCCCUCCAACCGCUCCCCGGGAGACCGUUAACGGCCGCCCCCCAACAUGGCGGGCAAGGAAGCGCUGGAGGACACGGUGGAGGAGCGCGUCAUCAGCGAGGAGUACAGGAUCUGGAAGAAGAACACGCCGUUCCUCUACGACCUGGUGAUGACACACGCGCUCGAGUGGCCCAGCCUCACCGUGCAGUGGCUGCCCGACGUCACCAGAUUGACUUAAUGUUCAGUUUAAAACCUGGUAUUUCCAAUUACCCAGUGUCAAAAUAUGUAAGCCAUUUAAGGCAAGGACUGUCUCUUUGUAUGGCACCUGACAUGAUGGGACACCUGUUCCUGAUGCAACUCCCCAAAGAAGUUUGGAUCCUGAGUUCUAUUGAUGCUAGCUCUCUAGAUUCCAGAACUAAGCAUGUGAUUUUAUUCCAUGAAUUAAUUAUUCCAAACAGGCCAGAAGGAAAGGAUUACGCGCUGCACUGGCUGGUUUUGGGAACACACACCUCUGAUGAACAGAACCACCUGGUUGUUGCAAGAGUCCAGAUUCCCAACGACGAUCAGUUUGAUGCUUCUCAACAUGACAGUGAGAAAGGAGAGUUUGGUGGCUUCGGAUCUGUGACUGGCAAAAUUGAAACGGAGAUUAAAAUUAACCAUGAAGGUGAAGUAAACCGUGCUCGUUACAUGCCACAGAAUCCCUGCAUCAUUGCUACAAAAACGCCGUCCGCUGAUGUGUUGGUGUUUGACUACACUAAACAUCCUUCAAAACCAGACCCAAGUGGAGAGUGUAAUCCAGACCUCAGAUUAAGAGGGCACCAGAAAGAAGGCUAUGGUUUGUCAUGGAACUCAAACUUGAGUGGACAUCUUCUCAGUGCAUCAGAUGAUCACACUGUGUGUUUAUGGGAUAUAAGCGCUGGACCAAAAGAAGGCAAAAUCGUUGAUGCAAAAGCAAUCUUUACUGGGCAUUCUGCAGUAGUAGAAGAUGUGGCGUGGCAUCUGCUCCACGAGUCUCUGUUUGGAUCUGUGGCUGAUGAUCAGAAGCUUAUGAUUUGGGACACAAGAUCUAAUACAACGUCAAAGCCAAGUCACUCUGUAGAUGCUCAUACAGCUGAGGUCAACUGCCUGUCCUUCAAUCCAUACAGCGAGUUCAUCUUAGCAACUGGUUCGGCUGACAAGACGGUGGCUCUGUGGGAUCUUCGAAACUUAAAAUUGAAACUCCAUUCUUUUGAGUCUCAUAAGGAUGAAAUUUUUCAGGUUCACUGGUCUCCUCAUAAUGAAACAAUUCUUGCUUCGAGUGGUACUGAUCGUCGGCUUAAUGUGUGGGAUUUAAGUAAAAUUGGAGAAGAGCAGUCUGCAGAGGAUGCGGAAGAUGGGCCUCCUGAACUCUUGUUUAUUCAUGGAGGACACACUGCCAAAAUUUCAGACUUCAGUUGGAAUCCUAAUGAGCCUUGGGUGAUCUGCUCUGUAUCGGAGGACAACAUAAUGCAGAUAUGGCAAAUGGCAGAAAACAUUUACAAUGACGAAGAACCAGAUAUAGCACCAGCAGAACUGGAAGGUCAAGGGACGUAACUUCUCUUCCUUAAGAAAGUACUAGAUGUGACAUAGUAAUAUAAUUUGACUACUGUAUAAAUUUAAGGGGGAAAAAAAAGCAGAAGCAUUAUAUCAAAGCAAGAAUAUCCUUAAUCGGGCACAAAAAAGGUUGUAUAGUAAAAUUGUCAUGGGAUACCCUUGGUUAUUUGGGCACCUUGAGCUAUUGUAUACUGUACAGCAGUUAGCUUUUAGGGAAAAUAAGAGUGACUGAAUACCCGUGUCUAUAUUUUUAAACAAACUUAGUGGGUUCCUGUAAAUAAAACAGUUAAGUCUUCACUCUUCCCACAAUGAAAUUGCAAAAAACACAAGUUUUUAUUGAUAUGUAAAAAGAGCUUUUCACUUUUACAUAACACUUUUGGAUUGGCUUUGCAUAAAUAAAAUUUAUUAAAUAAAA
Messenger RNA from Anas platyrhynchos (mallard), 2063 nucleotides. The record is from RefSeq and is a predicted model, not a curated record. NCBI's taxonomy places the organism in Eukaryota, Metazoa, Chordata, Aves, Anseriformes, Anatidae.